Medicago truncatula (barrel medic) is the source of this 1736-nucleotide messenger RNA. Its product is annotated as carbon catabolite repressor protein 4 homolog 4. The transcript is spliced from 10 exons. The coding region runs from base 151 to 1326 and encodes 391 amino acids. Gene Ontology annotation, molecular function: 3'-5'-RNA exonuclease activity. The record is from RefSeq and is a predicted model, not a curated record. NCBI's taxonomy places the organism in Eukaryota, Viridiplantae, Streptophyta, Magnoliopsida, Fabales, Fabaceae.
AAUUCCGAAGCAAAAUUAAUUGAUGUUUAAGUUGGGUAUAAUUUGGCCUGGUCCAAUUGAAGUCUGAGCCUGAGGAUGAAUCCUUCUAGAUCUGACACAAUGUCAACGAAAUGAGCAAAUGGUAGAAAAACGGCGCUGUCAGUUUCGGCUAUGCUAAAAGCUCUUGCUUCGCUUCCUCAUUCACUCUCUGCAACUAGUGUUGCGAGGAAAAUGAGCACAUCACCAACACCAAUGUCAUAUCCCAAAUUCAUUUCAGUUGAAGGCGUCGAUAUACAUUCCCGAACUAAACCUGAUGGCUUGAGAUUCAGCCUUGUCUCCUAUAACAUUUUGGCUCAGGUUUAUGUGAAGAGCUCUUUUUUCCCAUACUCACCUCCUUCGUCUCUCAAAUGGAAAUAUCGUUCAAACUCGAUUUUAGAUGUUCUCAAGAACUUGGGAGCUGAUUUUUUCUGCCUACAGGAAGUUGACGAGUUUGAUAGCUUUUACAAAGGAAAGAUGCAGGAGCUGGGAUAUUCUUCUAUUUAUAUGAAGAGAAGUGGAGAGAAAAAGCGUGAUGGGUGUGGCAUAUUUUACAAGCAUGACCGUGCAGAGUUGCUCUUGGAGGAAAAAAUUGAAUACAAUGAUCUUGUAAAGACAAUUCAAGAUGAGAACUCUUCAAAUGGUGAUGAACAAAACAAUGUCCAGACAACCCAGCCAGAUAAACAAAAGGAUGAUGCGACCAAAGCUGGACCUACAUCGGGUACAGUAGAUCGUGGAGAUCCUAAUGAUCCUCAUGUGAGACUAAAGCGUGAUUGUGUUGGAAUUCUGGCUGCAUUUAAAUUCAAUGGUCCUUCUCAACAAUUUCUUAUUGUAGCCAACACACAUAUUUAUUGGGAUCCUGAGUGGGCUGAUGUCAAAAUUGCACAAGUUAAAUAUCUUCUAUCUCGCUUGUCACAAUUUAAAACACUGGUAUCAGAUAGAUACGAAUGCAAGCCUGAAGUGAUUGUGGCCGGUGACUUCAACUCUCAGCCAGGAGAUCCGGUUUAUCGGUAUCUCAUAUCAGGCAACCCUUCAUCAGAACUGAUUACUGAUUGUAUAGAGGAACAUCCAAUUCCUCUAAGUAGUGUCUAUGCUUCUACAAGAGGAGAACCGCCAUUUACAAACUACACACCUGGCUUCACCGGAACGCUUGAUUAUAUAUUAUUUUGCCCCUCUGACCACAUGAAACCAAUUAGCUAUCUCGAGCUUCCAGAUUCUGAAGCAGCUGAUAUUGUUGGUGGACUUCCAAACUUGAGUCAUCCAAGUGAUCAUUUACCAAUUGGUGCUGAAUUUGAAAUCAUCAAGGAAUAAAUAUUGCAUCGCAAGUGCUAUUUGAGCUCAGUUUUUCAUGAAACCCUUCGUCAAUCUUGAAAUAAGAUGCACAGGAGCAAGAAUAUGGGAUCAAGUGCACUAUGAGUAUUAUCAUGUUCAUGAUAUUGACGAGUAGAAGGCAAAAUGUCACCAAAAAGCAAAUGGUGUAGGUUAUUUUGUUCCUUGUUGAAAAUUUCUUAGGAUUCAUUUCUUAGUUCUUACCUCUGAUAAAUUUGCAGCUGAAUCUUUUUGAAGAAUGAAAAUGGUUAUAUUGUCAAAUUUGACAGUUUAAAAUUUUUGUUAUCCUCUGAUUCAUGUAACUUAUAUCUCAUUGAUUUUAGACUAUAAACUCUGCUGUGUAUUAUUUUGGGAGCAAACACAUUAUUGGAUUCAAUAAAUGCUCUUUCUAA